AUGAUAAAAGUAACUGCACGUGAAAUUUUUAAUCAAGUCGACAACAAAUGUCAUACACUCUAUAUAGAAUGGUUUAACUCACACUUUAAAGUAAUGUUAUUAAAAUCAACAGUAUCACCAUUAUAUGGUGAGAUGAGUAUCAAAGAUGUAAAUUACUUUUGUCGUGAAUUAUCUAAGUCAACUGAUGAAUACCUUAAAGAAACGGAAAGAAUACUUUGUCGAGAAGAUAAAGAAAUUAUAUUUUUUAUUCAAGACAAAACUUUGGAAUGGAAAAAGAAUGUAUGGACUCUUGGACGAAUUGAAUUACAUCCUAUCUUAGAUAUUAAAGUAGUUUGUGAAAGUUUCCAACAAUUAUUGAAAUUUUAUCAAAGCAGUCAGGAUAAAUUAAACAUGUUAGAAGAAGAAAAUAAAAAUUUAAUAGAUGUAAAUAAGGAAUUAAGUUUAAAAAUAGAGAAAAUGAUAGAAAUAAAAACUUCUAUGGAACAAAAUCUUUAUAAAAAGUUUAUAAUGAUUUUAAAUUUGAAAAAAAGAAAAGUUGCAGAGUUAGAAGAUGCAAUAAAAGAGAAUCCCAAUACAAAAGAAUCAAUUUUUGAUAUAUAUACAGAUGAAAGCGAAGAGUCAGAAAAAGAAGAACAUGCUGCAAAUAAUGAACGUACAAUAUCUAUCAGAGCUAACAAACGGAAGUCUCUGGGCAAUAAUAGUUCCAAAGGUAUGCGAAAAACUAAAAAGACAGAUUGUAUUAUUAAUAGUAGCACAAUUUGUAACAUAUCUAGUAGCAAAGAUUGUGGGGAGAAUAAGGAAUACACUUUGAACAAUUACAUAGUGGAAGAUAAAAAAAGCACGUAUGAAAAACAAAGUUGCAGUUCUGAAAGCAGAAAGCCAAGAACUAGUUUGAAUCUUAUUGAAGAAGAAUCUGAAGAAGAGUUAUUUUCUCAAUGA
Molecule: messenger RNA, 939 nt
Organism: Habropoda laboriosa
Lineage: Eukaryota; Metazoa; Arthropoda; Insecta; Hymenoptera; Apidae
Exons: 2
Coding region: 1-939 (312 amino acids)
Biological process (GO): double-strand break repair via nonhomologous end joining; DNA recombination; response to X-ray
Cellular component (GO): nucleus; DNA-dependent protein kinase-DNA ligase 4 complex; DNA ligase IV complex
Molecular function (GO): DNA binding
Source: RefSeq, a predicted model, not a curated record